Messenger RNA from Paraphaeosphaeria sporulosa, 1613 nucleotides. RefSeq names its product beta-lactamase family protein. The record is from RefSeq and is a predicted model, not a curated record. Lineage: Eukaryota; Fungi; Ascomycota; Dothideomycetes; Pleosporales; Didymosphaeriaceae. The transcript has 2 exons. The coding region runs from base 232 to 1524 and encodes 430 amino acids.
UCCAAAUUCGUCACAUAUCACGGUCAGCGUUCAUGAUAUCCUUGUAAGACGUGGAAAAUGAAGAUCAACUAGCUGCGUCGCCCCCACCGUAUUUCGACAAAUCAUUUAAUGCAAUAAAGCUGCACUCGUUUUGACUGCAACUUGAGAAGACGAUAUCCCUUCGUCCCUGCAAUCCCAUUCUCCCAUCCAACCAAGUCCCCAAUUAACUCUCCAUUCUGUCCUCUUCCGACUAUGCCUACACUCAACCCCAGCACAGCAUCCGCCCUUCACAACUACAUCGACAAUGCGACAACAGGCCCCAACCCUACCCUCCCCGGCGUCAUCGUCCAGGUCCUCGACGCCCGCGGAACAGAGCUUUUCAAACAUAUUUCUCACGACCAUACACUAAAGACGAUGGUCUCCGUUCAUUCUUGCAGCAAGCUCAUCGGCGCAGUCACCUUCAUGCAGCUCGUCGACGCCGGGCUCGCGACGCUCGACAAUCCCGAGAUAAUCGAUAAAUAUCUCCCGGAGCUCGCUAACAAGAAAGUCCUCGUUGGCCCAAAAGAUACUGGGGACGGAACGAAAGAGUACGUCUUCGAAGAGAGGAAGGGCGAUAUCACAGCGCGGAUGCUCCUGGACCACACCAACGGCACCGGAAACACGUUCUUCAACACUGAGCUCCGAGACUUCCUAGGCGACUCAGUAGCCACCGAAAACGAGGGCACCGCAUAUUGGGACACCCUUCUCAAGAGUCCGCUUCUGUGGCAGCCCGGCACGAAAACAAACUACGGUCAGGGACUCGACUGGCUUUCCGUCCUCGUCGAGCGGCUGACCAACAAGUCCUUCGAGGACAAUCUGCGCGAGAAUCUCUUCAACCCGUUGGGCAUCAGACACGGAGGGUUUCGAGGCGAGAUGGGAGGGAGUGUCGUAUCCAGUACCCCAGGCGUGGACUUCUGGCCUGUGGGGCUGAGGCUGCCGGAUGGGGGGUUCGUGAGCAUCCCCGGGUUCGCGGAAAAGAAAGCUGAGCGGGAGGACGCGUGGCCGAAGGGCGGACACCAUAUGCAGAGUGUGGGGACGGGACUGGUGCUCAGCGUCGCGGAUUUGGGGAGGAUUUAUAGCAUUUUGUUGCCGCAGAAUGCGGGCGUGGACCCUAUUACCGGCACACGCAUCUUAUCCGCUGCGAGCGCGGCGGAAUUUGCGAAGGUAGCUCACCCGGUUGAGAUCAGGAAUGACUCUCGCAACAUCCCCACCGCGAACCCGGUCUUUCUUCCGUACGAACUGCAAGCUCCCAAUGUAGAUCCCGCAGGAUGUUUCGGUCUCGGAAGCGCGAUACAGGGAGAGAACAGGGUACUGUCGGACGGAAGGAGAGGGCGGAGCAAGGGGAGCGUGUACUGGGUGGGGGCGGCGAAUCUGGCGUUCUGGAUUGAUGGUGAAAAGGGGAUUGUUGUUGUUGCGGCGGGAAACUUCUUUCCAUUUAUGGAUGGAAAGUGGGUGGAAUUUGUGGAAAGAUUGGAAGGCGCGGUUUAUGAAGGGCUGCAGGGAUGAUGGAGUAGUAGAGCCAUGCAGCUGAAGAAGGGCUGCUAAGGUAGUCGUAGGAACUCAGGGAAAACUGGCGAACUCAACACGAAAAGCGC